AUGGAGGACCAGGUCGAAAAUGCCAUCCAAAUUGCAGCGAACCCGACGUCAAGCCAGGAGCUGCGCGGCCAGGCUAUCGAAUACUUGAAUCAGCUCCGCGCAGAAGGCACAGCAUGGCAAGCUGCCCUCACACUCUUCGCGCGCGACCCUCGCCCCACCGACUUCGUCCGUCAUACCUCCCUCGAUCUCGUAAACAAUGCCAUUCAAGAACACCGCCUCGAUGAACAGAGUCUUGCGUACAUAAAGGAUACCCUUAUGGGUCACAUCCACCGAUCCUAUGUACCAGGCAGUGGGGCUGCAGACACAGGCCACAUUCAGAACAAGCUCAUGCAGACUAUCACUUAUCUUUUUGUAGCAUUAUACCCUUCUUCGUGGCAGUCUUUCUUCGACGAUUUCCGUGCCUUAGCUGGCGACCAGUCUACCAUCGGGAAUGUCAACACAGCGACGACAUUGCUGUACCUCCGCAUGCUCGGUCAGGUUCACGAUGAGAUUGCCGAUCAGCUAGUCGCCCGACCAGAGGAGGAAAAGAAGCGCAACACAGAAUUGAAGGACCUCAUCCGACAACGAGACGCGCAAAAGAUCUCAUUAUCCUGGCAAGAAAUACUUGCGAAGUGGAGGGAGACAGAUUUGAAUCUGGUAAGGAUGUGUCUGGAGACCAUUGGGCGCUGGGUUAGCUGGACAGACAUCAACUUGAUCGUCAACCAAGCCAUGAUCACAACCUUCCUGGAAAUGGCGGGUCAACAAGGAAUCGGCGACCCUGAGAGCGCUGCCGGAAAGGUGCGCGAUGCUGCAAUCGACACUUUCUCAGAGAUUGUGAGCAAGAAGAUGAGCCCCGCGGACAAGAUCGAACUCAUCACUUUCCUGAAUCUCUCAGAAGUCGUGGGCCAACUAAUUAGCAGCCCAGCUUUGGCCGAUUUCAACAGUUCGAACUACGACAACGACCUUGCUGAGACAGUCGCUAAGCUCGUAAACAAUAUUGUAUUCGAUAUCGUAAAGAUUCUGGAGAACGAGGCUGUCGAAGAACAUAUCCGGCAACGCGCAGACGAUCUCAUCCGCAUCUUCACUCCCUAUCUGUUACGUUUCUUCGCCGACCAAUACGACGAAGUCUGCUCAACAGUCAUCCCAUCUCUCACAGAUCUCCUCACGUUCCUCCGAAAACUGCAAAAGAAGUCUGGAUCCAUCCCUCCACAGUAUGCCGCGGUAUUACCACCCGUCCUGGAUGCGAUCAUCGCAAAGAUGAAGUAUGACGAGACAGCCUCAUGGGGUGAAGAGGGUGAACAGACAGACGAGGCAGAAUUCCUCGAUCUCCGGAGACGUCUCCAUGUCCUGCAGCAAACAGUGACCGCUAUCGACGAGCCCUAUUACAUCGAGACCCUCAGCCGCUUGGUCAACGGAACGUUCGGACGCCUAUCCCAGGGCGAUCAGUCCCUGAACUGGCGCGACCUUGAAUUGGCUCUGUACGAGAUGUACUUGUUCGGAGAACUUGCAGUCCGAAACCAGGGACUGUAUGCAAAACGCGAGCCCUCAUCUGCUGCAGCUCAGCAGCUUGUGACUAUGAUGAACAGCAUGGUUGAAUCUGGUCUAGCAAACUACCCACAUCCGGCUGUCCAGUUACAGUAUAUGGAGAUUUGCGUCCGCUACUAUCAGUUUUUCGAACAGAAUCCUGGCCUCAUUCCCAAGGUCCUUGAAAACUUUGUCAAUCUUACCCACAGCAAUCAUGUCAAGGUCCGCUCACGAUCUUGGUAUCUCUUCCAACGCUUAGUCAAGCAUCUACGGGCUCAACUGGGCAACGUGUCCUACGACAUCAUCCAAGCGGUUGGAGACUUGCUUACAAUCAAGGCCGAGCUUCCUGAUACUUCAGAAGACGAAAUGUCAUCUGAUGAGGAAGACCAGUCGGCAGAUGCACUUUUCAACUCACAGCUGUAUCUCUUUGAAGCCGUGGGUUGCAUCGCCUCGUCGAACACUGUAUCUGUGGAGAACAAGAAGCUCUACGCGCAGACUAUCAUGAGCCCUCUGUUCAACGAUAUGCAACAGACUCUUCCUCAGGCGAGGAAUGGCGAUGAACGAGCUAUACUUCAGAUCCACCACAUCAUCAUGGCCAUAGGAACGCUAGCUCGGGGCUACUCUGAUUGGGUGCCAUCAAACAACAACAGCGCCGUACCACAGAGUGAGGUUGCAGAGGAGUUUGUCAAAGCAUCCGAGGCUAUCCUCGUCGCUGUCGAAUCCCUCAACUCUUCUGGAUCUAUUCGCCACGCCGCACGAUUCGCUUUCUCACGCAUGAUUGCUGUUCUGGGUUCGCGUCUACUACAACAGCUGCCCUCUUGGAUUGAAGGACUUUUGUCACUCAGUUCCUCUAUGGACGAGAUCAGCACGUUCCUCAAGGUGCUAGGCCAGGUUAUUUUUACCUUUAAAUCAGAGAUCGCUGGCAUCCUGGAUACUGUUAUGAGUCCAGUGUUGCAACGUAUCUUCACAGCACUAGCAGUAGUUCCAUCGGGCACAGAUGACGAGAUUCAGCUGGCGGAGCUCCGCCGAGAGUAUCUGAACUUCAUUGUCGUUGUUCUGAACCAGGGUCUCGGAUCUGUGUUCGUUAGCAAUGCAAACCAAGCGACUUUCGAGCCCAUCAUCUCUUCCAUCGAAACUUUUGCGCGCGACACACACGACUACCCUACCGCACGCCUUGCCAUCUUUGUGCUUAUCCGUAUGAUCUCAGUGUGGGGCGGACCCGACAAGGUCGGGCCUGGCGCGAACUCUACGCCCACAUCUCCUGACACCGCUCAAGCACCGUUGCCAGGUUUCGACAACUACGUGGUAGAUAAAUUCUCUCCAUUAGCAUGGUCGAUACCGGCAUCGCCAGGGUUCAACUCGAAAGACGCGCAGGCUAAACAGGUACUCCAUGAGGCUGCCAAUCUGCAACACGAAAUCAUCAAGAAGGUCGGCGAGUCUUAUGUGGAUCGCCUCAAGAGCGAUCUCGGUGGCAUGGGAGUGGGUGAUGAUGGUGCGGACCAGUACCUGCGCACUCUUGCCGGCUCAUUCGAAGGACCAAAGAAAGAGAAGGAGUGGCGCAACUUCUACGCCCAGUUCGUGGAUCGCAUGCUUGCAAGCCAGGGUUAG
Messenger RNA from Alternaria atra, 3111 nucleotides. RefSeq lists its product as uncharacterized. Lineage: Eukaryota; Fungi; Ascomycota; Dothideomycetes; Pleosporales; Pleosporaceae. Gene Ontology annotation, cellular component: cytoplasm; nuclear pore; nuclear matrix. The coding region runs from base 1 to 3111 and encodes 1036 amino acids. Gene Ontology annotation, molecular function: small GTPase binding; tRNA binding. The record is from RefSeq and is a predicted model, not a curated record. Gene Ontology annotation, biological process: tRNA re-export from nucleus. The transcript is spliced from 3 exons.